Molecule: messenger RNA, 3776 nt
Organism: Neofelis nebulosa (Clouded leopard)
Lineage: Eukaryota; Metazoa; Chordata; Mammalia; Carnivora; Felidae
Gene: NLRP5
Product: NLR family pyrin domain containing 5
Exons: 11
Coding region: 16-3366 (1116 amino acids)
Biological process (GO): regulation of inflammatory response
Cellular component (GO): cytosol; nucleus; mitochondrion
Molecular function (GO): protein binding
Source: RefSeq, a predicted model, not a curated record
CAGCCUUGCACUAAGAUGCGGGAAGCCAAACUACCCUCCUUUUCCAACUAUGGACUGCAGUGGUGUUUCAAGCAGCUAGGAAAGGAAGAAUUUCAGACAUUUAAGGAAUUGCUCAUGGAAAAUGCUUCAGAACUGGCAAUGUGCUCUUUUCCGUGGGUUGAAGUAAACAGUGCCAAUGUGGAACAUCUAGCCUCCCUGUUGCAUGAGCAUUAUAGAGAAUCUCUUGCCUGGAAAAUAUCUAUUCACAUCUUUGAAAAGAUGAACCUGUCCAUACUCUCUGAGAAGGCAAGGAAAGAGAUGAAAAGAUAUUCACUGGCUGAAAUGCCAGAAAAUUCUACAAUGAAGAAUGACCAAGAACUGAGCAUGAAAGAAGUACCAGGUCAACUUUCUUCUAACUUUGUUUCCUGUUUUUUCUUCUCCCUUCCCCUGUCCAACUUGGGCUGUGGAGGUAAUACAGAGGACUACAAGAGUCACAUGAUGACAAAAUUUGCUAUGAAGCUGGACGCACACCAUGGUGUUGACAACUUUGCCUUUGACUGUCCAGAAAUGCAAAUACUGUUUGAUGCUUUUAAUCCAGACCAGAGGGGCUUCCGGCCUCACACUGUGGUUUUGCAUGGGAAAUCAGGAAUUGGGAAAUCAGCUUUGGCCAGAAAGGUCCUGCUGUACUGGGCGCGAGGUGAACUCUACCAGGAAAUGUUCUCCUAUGUCUUCUUCCUCCAUGCCAGAGAAAUGCCGUGGAUGAGGGAGGUCAGUUUUGCAGAGCUAAUUUGCAGGGAGUGGCCACACUCACAGGUUCCGGUGACGGAGAUCAUGUCCCAACCAGAAAGGCUUUUGUUUGUUGUUGAUGGUUUCAAUGACCUGGAAUUUGCCUUCAAAGAUGCUGACUUGGGUCUCUGUGAAGACUGGGGAGACAAGCAACCCAUGUCCGUUCUGAUGCACAGUCUGCUGAAGAAAGUCCUGCUCCCUGAGGCCUCCCUGAUGAUCACCGUCAGAGACACAGGCAUAGAAAAGCUCAAAUCCAUGGUCCUGUCACCCCGUUACCUGUUAGUCAGGGGCAUCUCCGUGGAGAAAAGGGUUCAGUUGCUCCUUAAGCACAUGAAGAAUGAGCAUCAGAAGACAAAAGUCUUGAACUCGGUGGUGGACAACCACCCGCUGUUUAAUGAGUGCCAGGUCCCCAUCUUGGGGUGGCUCACCUGCGAGGCUCUGAAUCUGCAUGAGGCGUCGGGAAAGAGCCUUCCUCCUUCCUGCCAGACCCUCACGGGCUUGUACACCACCUUUCUGUUCCAUCAUCUCACUCCCCGAGACCCAUCCCAGCGCUGUCUCAGCCGGGAAGAGAGAGCCACCUUGAAGAGCCUGUGCCGCAUGGCGGUGCAGGGAGUGUGGAACAUGAAGUUUGUGUUUUACGGAGAUGACCUGAGUGUUCACGGACUCAGGGAGUCCGAGCUCUCUGCUCUGUUUCACAUGAAUGUCCUCCUCCGAGACAAUGGCCACGAAAGGUGCUACACGUUCCUGCACCCCAGCAUCCAGGAGUUCUGUGCUGCCCUGCACUACGUUCUAGAAGGACUGGAAAUGGAGUGGGAUCCCUACCCUGUGUUCAUGGAGAACAUAAGGAGCUUGAUGGAGCUCAGACAAAUCAGCUCCAAUGCUCACUUGCUCCAGAUGAAGCGUUUCUUGUUUGGCCUCAUGAGCAAAGAGGUGAUGGGGACCCUGGAAGUCCUGCUUGGAUGUCCAGUCCCCCUGGUGGUGAGGCAGGGGCUUCUGGGCUGGAUUUCCCUGCUGGGUCAGCAGCCCAGCACCCCCUCCCCUCUGGACUUCCUGGACUCCUUCUACUGUCUUUUUGAGACUCAAGAUGAAGACUUUGUUUGCUUGGCAUUGAACAGCUUCCAAGAAGUGUGGCUUCCAAUGAACCGGAGAAUGGAUGUACUGGUGUCCUCCUUCUGCCUCCCACAUUGCCAGUAUUUGCGGAAACUUCGGAUGGAUGUGCAGGAGAGCCUCUCAAAGGAUGAGUUCACUGAGGCACAGCCCCUGAGUCCCCAAGGGAAGCCGGUGAGGCGCCUUGCUGAUGAGUGGUGGGGAGACCUCUGCUUCGUGCUCAGCACCCACCCGAGCCUGCGGCAGCUCGACCUGAGUGGCAGCAUCCCGAGCGAAGGGGCCAUGAAGACCCUCUGUGCCACGCUGAGGCAGCCAACCUGUAAAAUACAGAAUCUGAUAUUUAAAGGUACACAGGUUACCCUUGGUCUUUGUCAUCUCUGGACGACUCUCAUUUCCAACCGUAAUAUUAAAUACUUGAGCUUGGAAAGCACCCACCUGAGGGAAGAAGAUCUCAUGAUGGCGUGCAAAGCGUUAAGACACCCAAACUGUUUGCUGGAGUCUUUGAGGUUGGAUCACUGUGGAUUAACCCCCACCUGUUGCAUGGUGAUCUCCCAAAUCCUUCUUACGUCCAUCAGCCUAAAAUCUCUGAGCCUGGUAGGAAAUAAGAUGACAGCCCAGGGCAUAAAGCCCCUCUGUCAUGCCCUGAUUGCCUCACAGUGCACCCUGCAGAAGCUGAUACUGGGGAACUGUGGCCUCACAGCUGCCGACUGCCAGGACCUGGCCUCAUGCCUCACCAGCGGCCAGAGUUUGACACACCUGUGCCUGUCCAGCAACAGCCUGGGGAGCGCAGGCAUGAAUCUGUUGUGUCGAGCCAUCAAAUCCCCCAACUGUGGGCUACAGAGGCUGAUACUAAAAGAAUGUAACCUGGAUGUCGCUGGCUGUGGCUUUCUUGCAUUUGCACUUAUGGGCAACAGACAUCUGACACACCUGAGCCUCAGCAUGAACCCCUUGGAAGAUGACGGGGUGAACCUUCUGUGUGAGGUCAUGAUGGAGCCAUCUUGUCGCCUCCAGGACCUGGAACUGGUUAAGUGUCAUCUCACUGCCACCUGCUGCAAGAAUCUGUCCCAGGUGAUCUCAAGGAGCAAAUACCUGAAGAGCCUGGAUCUUGCCGCCAACGCCCUGGGUGAUCAUGGCAUCGUAGAGCUGUGCGAGGGACUAAAGCACAAGAAGGCUUCUCUGAGGAGGCUUGGGUUGGAGGCAUGUGGACUGACUUCAGACUGCUGUGAGGCACUCGCUUCGGCCCUCCUCUGCAGCCAGCGCCUGACCAGCCUAAAUCUGAUGCGGAACAAUUUCAGCCCUGCAGGAAUGAUGAAGUUAUGUCCAGCCUUUGCACAACCCACAUCUAAUCUACAAAUAAUUGGGCUGUGGAAAUGGCAAUAUCCUCCUCAAAUAAGGAAGAUACUGAAGGAGGUGCAGCUACUCAAGCCACACAUUGUAAUUGGGGAUGGUUGGUAUUCUUUUGAUGAAGAUGACCGGUAUUGGUGGAAAAACUGAAGAUGCGAAAACCCUCCCCACCCACACGCAUUCUGAUGGAGGAACAUUGAAAGCUGUGCCCAGGACUUCCCUCUCGGAGAUGGAAUAUGAUUUCUGUUUCUCACAAAGCCCUCACUGGUAGUUAUUCUUGUGUGUCCAAUAUAUCUUGGCUGUUGGAUUUGCCUCUGACAUAGCCUGUGACCUUCAAGUCCUAGGAUUUCUGUAUCUAUGAAAUGUCUGUCCUACUCAGAGCAUAUGGAGAAAAUCAAACAUUGAGAGCAUUUGGGGAAUAAGUACCAUGUGGCCUUGUGCAGUGGAGAUAUGAUCCAGGAGAAGAGUGGGGAAACAGGUCCCCAAAGUGGCCCCCAAAUGUUAGUGAUACAAUUCUGCUGGAGUUAAAAUAAAAUAUUGAAGCACAAUCCAAAAGUCAA